Messenger RNA from Recurvomyces mirabilis, 2040 nucleotides. RefSeq lists its product as uncharacterized. Gene Ontology annotation, molecular function: signal recognition particle binding; GTP binding; GTPase activity. Bases 1 to 2040 code for a protein of 679 amino acids. Gene Ontology annotation, biological process: intracellular protein transport; SRP-dependent cotranslational protein targeting to membrane. Gene Ontology annotation, cellular component: endoplasmic reticulum membrane; signal recognition particle receptor complex. The record is from RefSeq and is a predicted model, not a curated record. Lineage: Eukaryota; Fungi; Ascomycota; Dothideomycetes; Mycosphaerellales; Teratosphaeriaceae. The transcript has 3 exons.
AUGCUCGACGCUUUUGAAAUCCUGACCACCUCCGGCAUCGUGCUUUGGCGAAAGCACUACGCUUCCCUGUCGCCAAAUAUAAUCGACAGCUUGGUCCGAGAUGUGUUCAUAGAAGACAAGAGCAAGCUAUACACCCAGGGUGACAUACCGUCAUACAAGAAAGAUCGGUACACAUUACGAUGGGAGAGUGCGAAGGAUGUGGGCGUGGUGUUCGUGGCGGUUUACCAGUCGUUACUACAUUUGAGCUGGGUUGAGACACUACUUGCUGCUGUCAAGGGUCUGUUCUUGAAGGAGUAUGAGCAAGAUCUGAAAAAACCACAUACGACCAAGCUCGAGACACGACGAUGGGAUGCAACGUUCGAUGCGCUACUGACGAGGUUCGAUACUGGGAGCUCAAGACGGCGACAAAGCGACACGGCCGACUCGGAAGGCGCGACUGAGCUCACACCACCAUCGAGCGCAGGAGAUGACGAAGAUGACUCUCCUGCUCCGCCUGUGCCUGCGCCCAUGUUCAAGAAGCCUGCAGUGCCCUCGCGGACGACAGUGAGUGAUACGAGCGCCGAUGCAACACCGAUACCGACGCCAGAUACUUCACGACCAGCCACGCCGUCCUUAGCAGCAUCGCAUCUCCUGACAGCAAAAGGAGGGCCUGGCAAAGCGAGCAGAAGAUCGAGGAAAGCACAGAAUCUGGUCAGCUCAGUGCCCGUGUCAUCAGGUGACGAGAGUACAGCCGGGAAGAAGUUGAAAGGGAAGACGGCUGCCAAGUCAAAACGAAGAUGGGAUAUCGAUGGUACAGCGAUCGAAGGCGACGACGACGAAACACUAGACUACAGUGCACCAGUGACCCCAGCCUUUGACGAUGCAACACGUGAACUGGACAUCGAAGAAGUCGACGCAAACACCAUGGGCAGCCGAACCGGAAAAGGCCAGUUCGUGCUCAAAGACCUCGACACCGAAAUCGACGCCAUCCUCGCCAGCUCCAAACAGCCCAAACCCACCACAACCGAAGACUCAACCCCAAGCAACGGAGGUCUCCUGAACUCCGCAACAUCCCGCCUUACCGGCCUCUUCCGCAACGUCGUCGGCGGCAAAGCCCUGACCAAACACGACCUCCUCCAACCCCUGGCCCAAAUGCAAAACCAUCUGAUAGAGAAAAACGUCGCACCCUCCGCCGCCGCCCGCCUCUGCGAAAGCGUCGAACGAGACCUCCUAGACCAGAAAACCGCAUCCUUUACUUCCAUCGACGCGACAAUAAGGACGAGUAUGUCCAAAGCCCUGACGCGAAUGCUCACACCCACAUCCUCCUUGGAUCUCCUCCGGGACGUCACGACCACGACUUCCGGCCCCUCUGCUCGACCUUACGUCAUCUCCAUCGUCGGCGUCAACGGUGUAGGCAAGAGUACGAAUCUGAGUAAAAUCGCCUAUUUCCUCCUGCAAAACCAAUUCCGAGUUUUAGUUGUAGCGGGCGAUACUUUCCGCUCUGGUGCCGUGGAACAGUUGCGCGUGCAUGUGAGGAACCUCUCCGAGCUCUCGAGGCGGGAGAACGUGGGCGAAAUCAGUCUAUUCGAAAAAGGAUAUGGCAAGGACGCGGCGACCGUGGCGAGGGACGCAGUGACUUAUGCCACUAAUGCGAGUGGACAAGGGCAAGGGCAGAUGUUAUUCGAUGUCGUGCUCAUCGAUACGGCGGGCAGGAGACAUAACGACACGAGAUUGAUGUCCAGCCUGACGAAAUUCGGCCAGUUGGCGAAUCCGGAUAAGAUUUUCAUGGUGGGCGAGGCGCUCGUGGGUGCGGACUCGGUGGCGCAGGCGAGGAAUUUCGCCAAGGAGUUUGUGGAUACAAAGGGCAAACUUCGAAAUAAUGGUGUUGGGAUGGAUGGGUUUAUUAUUUCUAAGUGCGAUACUGUGGGUGAUAUGGUGGGGACGUUAGUAAGUAUGGUACAUGCUACUGGUAUACCCGUUGUGUUUCUGGGAGUGGGACAGCAUUAUGGUGAUUUGAGGGGUCUGAAUGUUGGGUGGGCUGUUGAGAGGUUGAUGCGAUAG